UGUGCAAGGAGUGAAAACGUCAGCGCUGCCGAAAAGGAAGCACGUGUUGUAUUUCUUGUUAACGAGAACACCUUUGAUAAACCAAGUAUUUUUUUAAUCGUUCACAUGCCAUUCGAGAAUACAAAAACUGGGAUCUACAGUGAAGAUAAACGUUUUCUCAGUUCAGGUUUACAAGCUGGCAAACAAUGUCACAGGCUACUAAACGCAAGCAUGUUGUCAAGGAGCAGACACUUGGGGACUAUGUCACACCUACUGAGAACCAACAGAUUGUGAAGGUUCUUGGUAGUCGUGGUAACAACCUGCACGAAGCUGUCACAGCCAAGGGGGAGAACUUUCUGGUCAGCAUGCCCCCUAAGUUCCGCAAAAACCUCUGGAUAAAGAGAGGUGAUUAUGUGAUUGUAGAUCCUAUAGAGGAGGGAGAGAAGGUCAGGGGAGAGAUCAGCUUCAUACUCUACAGAGAUCAUAUUCAACACCUGCACAAGUUAAGGCUCUGGCCGGAGGGCUUCAUAGACGAGGCACCAUUGGAGGUUAAAGUUGAGGAACAGCAGCCCAGAGAGGGGAGAAGAGAGAAGGUGGUAGAGGAGGACGGAAGUGAUCAUACUACUGACUCUGAGGAUGAUGAGAGUGAUCUCUUUGUCAACAUGAAUCGCUGUAAUGUCCAUUACAGUGAAAGCGAAGAGGACAGUGAAGAUGAGAAGAAGGAAGAGGAAACAGUGGAGGGCAGCUUGUUUUGAGGAGAUAAGAGACAAUUCACUGCUGUGGACAGAUGUUGACACAAGCACCCCUCCACUGUGGGUUAUACCUUCCAGCCUUACUCCAUGGCUCCAAUCAUUCAUAGAACAUUUUUAUUGUUUUGUGGCUUAUUUUGGGGAUUGACAUCUCAUGGACGUAGUAUAGGCAUGUUAUGUUUGUACGACUUGUUCUUAUACAACUUGUCCUAGAGAGAAUCAUGAACACGCUUUGCUGAAAAGGGGUGAACUGUGGAAACAUUUAAGUGAUCUGUGACAUUCCUGACAGAAGAUUGAAGAGGUUGUGUUAAUGUAUGUACAUAAUGAUUGUUUAAUAAAAAUUGUACUUGUGGUCUUUCA
This is a messenger RNA of Esox lucius (northern pike), 1088 nucleotides long. RefSeq names its product eukaryotic translation initiation factor 1A domain containing (gene eif1ad). The record is from RefSeq and is a predicted model, not a curated record. Gene Ontology annotation, molecular function: RNA binding; translation initiation factor activity. Lineage: Eukaryota; Metazoa; Chordata; Actinopteri; Esociformes; Esocidae. Gene Ontology annotation, biological process: translational initiation. The coding region runs from base 186 to 734 and encodes 182 amino acids. The transcript is spliced from 5 exons. Gene Ontology annotation, cellular component: nucleus.